AUGGAUGAAACAACUAUCGAAGGACUUUCUAAGGCCGUUCAGGAGGUUACCGUACGGACCUGCGGGCAAGAAAAUCAUGAUCAAAAUUAUUACAGCAUGGGACGCAAUUUGUCCCCUGUACUCCUUCUAUAUCAAACUACCUAUCAGGAAGGCGAAUCUCGAGAAUCAGAUGGCGUUUCUCACACGAGAGUUGAAGAUUCUGCGCAAAUGGAUCAGAAAGAAAGAAACGAGAAAAAAGUACCGUCCGAGCACAAUGAAUGUAACAUAGUCGACACAGAACAAGAUCAUAGAUCUGCACUAUUUUCAAAGCAACAGAAAGUUCGAGAGACGAGGUUAGAAGAAUUGAAGAUGCUUCGAUCGAUGAGUCCCACGAGUUCUACUCUAACAGAGGAAGAAUCAGAGGAAUGCGAAGUUCCAUGGGAAAUUGCUCCGAAUAUCUCCCGUGGGAGGCGUUGCAAGAAGAACCAAGUUGAAAUGUUUACAAGUGAAUUAAACCUUCAGCAUGUUGCAGUUUCUGUAUACCAUAGGCCCUGUAAAGUAUCAAAUCUUAACGAUUGUAUGAAUGUAAAGUCAGCUCCUUAUGAAUAUGUUAAAGAUUAUGAUGCAUCGUUGCCACUUAGAAAUCCUUUAGAAGAGACGGCAACAAACACUGGAAUGAUGACGAUGUGGCAUGGCGACGAACGUCUGACUGCGCAUUUAAAAAUUAAACAAAAUUUUAUUUACUGA
This is a messenger RNA of Funneliformis caledonium, 726 nucleotides long. NCBI's taxonomy places the organism in Eukaryota, Fungi, Glomeromycota, Glomeromycetes, Glomerales, Glomeraceae. The record is from the annotation of a GenBank genome assembly.